AUGUCGUCGUUAACCAACAGGAGCAGCAGCACCAGCAGCAUCAAGGUCAAGUUUAACAAAACGUCGUGCUACUUUUGCAACGAAUGGCUCGAGAACGAACAAAUUGAGGCUCACCUAGUUGCGUGCGGACAGGUAUCGGAACGGUGUUCCAACGGUUGUGGAGCACGUGUGCCCCGUAAGGAAAUGGAUCGCCACCUGAACCGGUGUCCGGCGGGUUUCGGGGAGGAACCCAAAACGAACGGGGUCGGCUCUCCGAAGGCGAGUGAGAAAAUUCACGAAUUAGAACGGGAAAUAGUAGAGAAAAUCUUUGAACUCGAACAGGAAAUAGUCGCUUUACGAGGAACGUUGAACGAGGAAAUUCGUCAACGUUUGGCGCUGAUUACCGAUAUCGGGCAGUUGAAGAAACGUGCCCAGCUGGCGGAUGAGUGGACCGGAAAGGUUGGAGAAGUGCUAAAUGCACUGAAGAAAUGUAUCAACGAGGAAACCGAAAGCCGCUGUGUGGACAUAGAACGGUGCAAGAUUGACAUCAAUGGACUGCUGAAACAAUCCGAGCAAAUGGAAUCGUGGCGUGUGAAGCUCAUCACUCGGCUGAACCAAGCGGAAGAGGAAAUGGAAAAAGUCCAAGCUGCUGCUGCUGCUGCUGCAGUAGCAGCACGUCAACCAUCACCGCCACAGUCAAAGCCGGAGGAUGCAGGUGGCACGUCGAAAACCAGAGACGCUAAACUGGUGAUGAUUGAAAGCCGUCUGAAUCAUCUGCAAGCGGAGCUGGAAAGUCUUGCGGUGACGAUGAAAUCACAAGCCACAGACCAGAAUCGACAGCAGCAGCAGCAGCAAAAUUCAACCGACAACGAAGCACGAGCCGCAAUCGAAGAAAUCGAAAGCAAACUGCAAACGGUUGAUGUGGUUCUGGAGGAUCAUCACAAUUCCAUUCGCUCGGUGAUGUCUGCUUCACCCACAGGUAGGCUAUUUUUCAGUACAUUUUUCGGUACAUCAAAGGUGGAAUUUUUUCAUUCCCUCUGGAAAAUUAAAACAAAACGGAGUCUCUUUCAGAGCGACAUCAGCCGGCAGAUGUUCGAACUGCGCGGCGAGUCCGAUCCGAUGCGGCUCGUCAUUCAGGAGAUGCUGGACAAGCAGGCCAAGCUGGACUACGAGCUGAAGGGUGCGCUGAAUAUGGCGCACGAAACCGAGGACAGUUCGGAGCGGAUUCAGAAAACGCUGGACAAGUACCGGCGGGAAACGUACUACACCAAGCAGUGCCUGGACGAUCUACAGGUGCACCUGCAGCAUCAGGAGAAACUGCUGGUGCUGCAGAACACCGACGGGCAUCUGAUUUGGCGCAUCGAUCAGUUCGAGCGGCGUUUCAAGGAAUCGCAGGAGAAUGAGGUGAUGCUGAAGAGUCCACUGUUCAGCAAUAAACCGUUUGGGUACACUCUAAGGCUGGAGGCAAGCCUGAACGGCAUCGGAACCUGGCGGAAUCGCAAUCUGAUCGUGGGCCUAAUUGUGGUCAGUGGUUUCUACGACAAUCUGCUCGAGUGGCCGUGCGUCCUCAGCGGGACGGUGACGUUGCGUGAUCAGCCCGUCCUGCAGAACGAAAGCGAAGGCAAGCCGACGAAGGUGCAGGAUUUUUGCAAACCAAUUUUGGCCCGUCGAAAGCAUCAGCACUACGAGAAGAAUCAGUACAUUCACAUACCGCACCAGGUGCUACGGUCCGAGAACUACAUCCGGGACGACACCAUCUUUCUGGAGGUUCGGAUCGAACGGCGGCAGCAGCAGCAGUAG
Molecule: messenger RNA, 1779 nt
Organism: Sabethes cyaneus
Lineage: Eukaryota; Metazoa; Arthropoda; Insecta; Diptera; Culicidae
Gene: Traf-like
Product: TNF receptor-associated factor 5
Exons: 8
Coding region: 1-1779 (592 amino acids)
Biological process (GO): protein K63-linked ubiquitination; tumor necrosis factor-mediated signaling pathway; positive regulation of JNK cascade
Cellular component (GO): cytoplasmic side of plasma membrane; plasma membrane signaling receptor complex
Molecular function (GO): tumor necrosis factor receptor binding; ubiquitin protein ligase binding
Source: RefSeq, a predicted model, not a curated record